Messenger RNA from Myiozetetes cayanensis, 1871 nucleotides. RefSeq names its product transmembrane protein 254 (gene TMEM254). The record is from RefSeq and is a predicted model, not a curated record. The transcript has 4 exons. NCBI's taxonomy places the organism in Eukaryota, Metazoa, Chordata, Aves, Passeriformes, Tyrannidae. Bases 63 to 449 code for a protein of 128 amino acids.
GGCCCCGCCCCGCUGCCAGCGGCCUUAGCGCGCGGGCCGCGGGGGGCGCAGAGCGCGCAGCGAUGGCGGCGGCGGCGGAGCGGGCCCGGGAUGGGAGCUGCCACUUCCAGCGCUCCCGCCUCCUGUGGAUGGUCGCCAUCAUCUUCGGCAUGGUCGUCCUCGGCUGGGUAACACUUUGGCCUUCGACUAUACCUUAUAGUUAUUUGGGAAUAUUUGGUACCUUCCUUAAUUAUUUAGUGGAACACCACCACAAAUGGGUCUGCUACAUGUUCUGGGUAUCCUGGUUGAUUCACAUAGUAGAAGCCCUCUACGGUAUUAAGUUAUGCCAAUCAAAAGGAAUCACUGACCCGUCAGUUCAGUUCCAGUGGUUCGUUCAGACCCUUUUAUUCGGGUAUGCUUCCUUUGGUCUUCUGGUGGCUUACAAACCUUCAGCCAAGAAGCAGUACUAGAAGAGAGUGGAAGACGUCACUUCUCACAUUCACCCUCAUUUUUCAGAACAGAUCCUCACUUACAUGUUUAGGUGCUGUAAUUAUCUAAUUUACAUUCCUGCUGCACGAUGCAGUGCCCUUCUACCCAAGCAACUCUCCUCAUAGUAAGCAAGACAAUUAAAAUUCACAGGUCCCUGUGGAUAGAUAAGUAGAAAUUCAGCCCUUCAGUCUUGGCACUGCCGAAGUUUAAUCCUAUUUAUUUUGCAAGAAGCCGAAAGUUGCUUCUCUGCAGUUUGUGACAUAGGCUGUGUACUCUGACAGCUGAUAGUAGUGGCUGAUAAAUUACCUUUUCAUGAGGAGGAUUUUCCUUCUACAACUAAUUGACAGCCACAAGGCAACUUGCACCUGUUUUGCAACAGGAUUUAAAUGUACUUAUAUUUUCUCUACGGUAUUGGCACUGUUGUUGUUAAAGCCUGGUCUUUGUACUUUGUUUUGUCAACUUAUUUUAUUCCACAAAGGACAGACCACUAUAUUGCUGCAAGCACAUCAAAAAGACCAAGUCUCAGCUCAGGCUAAAGUGUAGUGAGCUUGGAUACAUAAAGCACUUUAACUUGGUCUAAUACAUGUGCCUUAAAAUUUGUGCAGCAUGACCUCAUCUUUUGGAUGAAGAUUUUAAUCUAUGAGUUACUAAAGUAUAAAGUAGCUUUGAGGGCAGCUUUUUUGAGAAGGAAUUUAUUAUCUAAGGAAAAAAAAUUAUCAUUCCAAAAUCCAGCUGAAAAGUUUAUAUUUGUGAAUGAAAUUAGGUGUAGUGAAUAAACAUUUACCAGUGUUUCCCAGAUGCUGGUGUUAUGAAAUCUGUGGUUGGGAGACCAUCUUAAGCACCCUCAGAGUAUUUCCUGUAUGUGUAGUGAGUCUUUUAUCAUACUGUCUUUUACUUUUGGAUAUUUGAACAAGAAUUUAGCCUGUUUAGUUUUAGCACUUUAAAAAGUAAUAACUAUUUAAAAUAUUAACUCUGGUGUUGGAGAAGUUUUACCAUUCCACUUGUUCUGCUGCUGUUCUGGAAGAAAGGAUAAGAAUAGGUUGCUCUUGCUCUAAUCAAGAGCUCCACAAGGCAGUAAUAAAUAACGUUGUGUGUGCCUUGUGCGGUAGCUACAGACUAACACUUCUGAUGAAGAAGUCUUAUUCAAGCACAGGUACAUAAAGUUUUUGCUUUCAGUGCAUACUAAAAGCAUGGAGAACUGAAGGGUUUGGUGGUUUGUUUGUUUGGUGUUUUUUUCUUAUUUAAUGGUAAACGGGUACAUUAACAUUUUGUAGAAAAGUAGAAACUCAUGUUUAGUGCCUGGAAAUCCAACAGGAGUGUCAAAAACAUGAGCUGUCAUUUUACUGUGUAACUUCCUAUCUUAGUCUGUGACCCUGGAAUAAAGAUUUUAAAAAAGUGAAGAA